AUGAGCAACCUGCCCAAGGAGAAUGAGCACAGCAGCAACAGCCUCGAGGAAGAGGUGCGGACACUUUUUGUCAGUGGCCUUCCUGUGGACAUCAAGCCCAGAGAGCUUUACCUGCUUUUCCGGCCAUUCAAGGGUUAUGAAGGAUCGCUGAUCAAGCUAACAUCAAAACAGCCGGUUGGCUUUGUUACCUUCGACAGCCGGUCCGGUGCGGAAGCUGCAAAGAAUGCACUGAAUGGCAUCCGCUUUGACCCGGAGAACCCCCAGACGUUGCGGUUAGAGUUUGCUAAGGCCAACACCAAGAUGGCAAAAAGCAAGCUGAUGGCCACACCGAAUCCCACCAACCUCCACCCUGCCCUGGGAGCGCACUUCAUUGCACGGGACCCUUAUGACCUGACUGGAGCAACCCUGAUUCCAGCAUCUCCAGAGGCAUGGGCUCCCUACCCACUCUACACCACGGAGUUAACCCCUGCCAUCCCACAUGCUGCUUUCACAUACCCAGCUGCUGCCGCUGCUGCUGCACUUCAUGCUCAGAUGCGCUGGUAUCCGCCCUCUGAAGCUACCCAGCAAGGAUGGAAGUCUCGUCAGUUCUGUUAG
Molecule: messenger RNA, 594 nt
Organism: Podarcis lilfordi (Lilford's wall lizard)
Lineage: Eukaryota; Metazoa; Chordata; Lepidosauria; Squamata; Lacertidae
Source: the annotation of a GenBank genome assembly